AUUACGAAAAUGAAGAUGGUGUUCAAGGAGCUGAUGAUGCAAACAAACAAAUGAUUAAAGAAUCUAUCAAGAAAUUUGAAGAUUAUCAAAAGAAGCGAGGAGAAUUAAGAAAAACUAUUACAGAUAAAAAAUUAUAUGAACAAGAAUGUUCAAAACUAGAAAAAAAAUAUAUGGGAGACUGA
Molecule: messenger RNA, 182 nt
Organism: Funneliformis caledonium
Lineage: Eukaryota; Fungi; Glomeromycota; Glomeromycetes; Glomerales; Glomeraceae
Source: the annotation of a GenBank genome assembly